This is a messenger RNA of Cyprinus carpio (common carp), 1575 nucleotides long. RefSeq names its product acyl-CoA-binding domain-containing protein 4-like. Gene Ontology annotation, biological process: fatty acid metabolic process. The transcript has 9 exons. Bases 226 to 1170 code for a protein of 314 amino acids. Lineage: Eukaryota; Metazoa; Chordata; Actinopteri; Cypriniformes; Cyprinidae. Gene Ontology annotation, molecular function: fatty-acyl-CoA binding. The record is from RefSeq and is a predicted model, not a curated record.
GAUCCCUUUUUUUUUUUUUUACGAAGACAGCAUAAUGAAGUUCUCAAACUCACUGAUUGUACAAGGUGCACCGCUUUGAUGAAAUGUGAUCGGUCGUUAUAUUGUCUUAUUACAGUUAUAUGCUAGGUUCGGGUGUAAUGGCAGCAGGAGUAACGUUACAAGGCAGGUUGUCCAGUUAAUGAACAUUCGGCUGCAGGAGUGUGGGAAAAAUAGACACCAUCUGAUAUGCCAUCUCUUACAAUGACAGAGAUCGAGGACUGUCAAAGGCGCUUUCAGGCGGCUGUCGACGUCAUUCAAAGCCUACCCAAAAAUGGUUCCUACAGACCCUCUUAUGAAGUUAUGCUGAGGUUUUAUGGUCUAUACAAACAGGCAGUCUGUGGCCAAUGUACAGCGUCACGCCCAGGAUUCUGGGACCCUGUAGGCCGUUACAAAUGGGAUGCUUGGAAUCAGCUUGGAGACAUGAGUCGGGAGAGUGCCAUGGCUGCUUAUGUGGAUGAAAUGAAGAAAGUUGCACAAGAGGUUAUAGACACCAUGCAAAUCAAUGAGAAGACUGCAUCUUUUUUCCAUUAUUUUGAACCUCUCUAUCAUGUCAUUCAUGAUAUGCCCAGACCUCCAGAGCCACUUUUAUCUCUCAGAUCAGAUGUAAAUGCCAGAGAACCAACUUAUGGUUGGGCUGAUCAUGAAGUGGAGAGGGCAACUCGAGAACCCGCUCUUCAACAGGAGGACACAGGGAUGGUUCCUGAAAGUGAACUUCAAUCUGAUAGUUCAGAGGCACAUGUGUCUGAGGUUCAGAGGCUGGCCAGUGACUCAGAGAGUGAAAUCUUCUGUGACUCGUUGGAACAGCUGGACACUGAUAAGCUUGCUGCAAUGCCAGAUGGUAAUGCCAGUUCCCAGAAUGGGCAUUCACUCAUUGAGACCUCUGGAAUCCAAGUGCGUCAUUACAGCCCUCUCUCUCAGGUGAUUCAGAUCGGUGCUGGACAUGGUGGUGAGGGGGCAGAAGAUAGGCAUGGUCCUCCCAUUAGGAGGAGAACCACAGGGAGUGAGGGGAUGCAGCAGGGCUGGAGGAAUCCCUCAGUUGCGCCCUCUGAUGGAGCAGAGCAGGAGAUAAAAACUUGCUGGGAGGUUGCUGCUUCAGUGAGCGAUGGCUUGAAAAUGACAAAUUAUGGUUAAAAUGAGAACUAAAUACUUGAGUAAUACUCCUGGUAAGUCUGUAUUUUUUUUUUUCAUGGAAGAGUCUGUGCUUUCAAGCCAUAUAUAAGGUAAACAAAAAUUUCCCUGCUCAGUUAAACUAAAUCUUUAAGACUGUCGCGAUUAAAGUGAAAACGAAUGAAAAAGUGUGUAUUGUGGCAUACGUUUAAGAUCUGCUCACAAUGCAUACAAAUUUCUGCUCAAAUUUCUUUAUGCAGGUUUUUUCCCCAGCGUUAGGGUUAGGUUAUUGAUAGGCAUUAUAACAAAUCACACAUGGUGUUGCAUAUGUAUUAUUUUUAUUGUUAUUUAAUUCUAACAUUAUAACAUGAAUAGUAGUGAAACUGUUAUACAGUUUAAAUUAUUUAUACCAUAGUCCAGUGUUUCCCA